AAAUAGCUGAAAAGAAAAUAAAAUUGAAAGCAAAAAUUUUCCAUUGCCAUAUUUCUCAAUCAUCUUAUGAUCAUUGGAAUUGAAAAAAAAAAAUUAUUUUUCAGUAAAAAAAAUGAGCACCCAUCAAGUCCCUCUCCCUCCAGGGAGUGAAAGAAUGAGGACGAAUUGGACGCCGUCGAUGGAACGUUAUUUUAUCGAUCUUAUGUUAGAUCAGAUGCAUAGAGGGAAUAGAAUGGGGCAUACAUUUAACAAACAAGCUUGGACUGAUAUGUUGAAUUUGUUCAAUGCGAAAUUCGGGAGUAAAUAUGAUAGGGAUGUCCUGAAAAGUCAUUACUCUAGUUUAUGGAAGCAAUACAAUGAGGUCAAGGUUCUUCUUGAACAGACUGGAUUUUCUUGGGAUGAUACCCGGAAAAUUGUCGUUGCAGAUGAUCAUGUUUGGGAUGCAUUUAUCAAGACAAAUCCUGAUUCACAAUGCUACAGAAGGAAGUCGUUGAUGAACUUCAAUGACUUGUGCUUGAUAUAUGCGUAUACGAUGGCAGAUGGGAGAUAUAGCCGGUCAAGUCAUGAUGUAGACGUAGAUGAUGACAUUCAAGGGCUUAAUAUUGGUAGUCUUCUUCCAACAAGUACUGAGCAUGACAAAAAAGAUUGGACACCAGCGAUGGAUCGGUAUUUUAUUGAGCUUAUGUUGGAUCAACUUAAAAAGCGCAAUAAAAAGGAUAUGACAUUCUCCAAGCAAGCAUGGAAACAUAUGGUGACUUUGUUCAAUGAAAAUUUUGGUUAUUUAUACAGUGUCAGUUUAUUAAAGCGACGCUAUAAGAAGCUGUACAAGUAUUAUAGUGAUAUGACAAGCCUACUUGAGAGAAGAGGAUUUUCUUGGGAUGAAAGACAACAAUUAAUAUUGGCUGAUGAUGAGGUUUGGGAAAAGUGUAUCAAGGCACAUCCAGAUGCAAAUCCAUACCGGGGGAAGACCUUAUUGAACUAUCAGGAUUUGAGCUCAAUUUAUGGGAAGCAAGUCAUAUAUGAUCAUCAGGAUCAUGUACGCCACAAUAAGAACUUGGAAAAUGGAGAUAUGCAAAUCAGGACUGCUGAAGGGAGGAAUAGUUAUUCCUAUCCUCAAAGUAAUGGUUUUGGAUCAUCCUGGACACCAUCGAUGGAUCGCUAUCUCAUUGAUUUGCUGCAAGACCAGGCUCUCCGAGGGAAUAAAAUUGGUCAGGAAUUGACAAUGGAGGCCUGGAAUGAAAUGAUCAGGUUGUUCUCUGAUAGGUUUGGGUCCCAUCAUGAUAAAGUAUUUCUCAAGAAUCAGUACAAACAUUUAAGAAGUCAAUACAAUGGCAUUAAUUUUCUCCUUGAGCAGAAUGGGUUUUCUUGGGAUGAAAAUCGAGAGAUGAUAACAGCUGAAGAUCAUAUAUGGGAUUCAAUUAUCAAGGUUCAUCCUGAUGCUAGUUUAUAUAGAAACAAGUCUGUGCCAAGCUAUCACAAGCUAUGUGUCAUAUUUGGUGAAGAAAAUUCCAAAGAAAGAUACAGUCUUAGCGCUCAUGAUGCAGAUCUUGACGGUGCCUGCUCAGCUUUUACUACGGGAGACAAUGACCAAUGCCAUGCAAAUGGCGAUUGUUCACUGACUGAGUGGACACCUAUGAUGGACCGCUAUUUUAUCGACCUUAUGUUAGAACAAGUGGCUAGAGGGAAAAAAACUGACUGUAGUUCGGAUGAUCAAGCUUGGAUAGAUACCACUUUGUUAUUCAAGGAAAAGUUCGAAUUAAAACUUGACAAGGACUUUUUAAAGAGUUAUUAUGAAAGUUCAAGGAACUUGUUCAUUGAUAUGAAAAAUCUGCUUGGUCAGAGAGGAUUUUCUUGGGAUGAAACCCAGCAGCUGGUCACAGCACAUGAUAAUGUUUGGGAUACCUAUAUUAAGGAAAAUCCAGAUGUCAGAUUAUACAGAGGCGAGCGCAUGCCAAAUUACAAUGACUUGUGCUUGAUUUAUGGAAAUUCAAAUUCUGAUAAUGGAGGGAAUCAAUUUGAUCCAGGAACCGAGCAUCAUAAUAGCCAGUUCUGGAGCACUGAUUGGACUCCACCAAUGGAUCGAUUUUUCAUUGAUCUAAUGCUAAAGCAUGUUCGUCAAGGAAGUAUGGUGAAUCUAAGAUUUAGCAGGCAAGCAUGGAGCAAUAUGGUUGAAAAGUUGAAUGCUGAAUUUGGGUCUCAGCAUGACAAAGAUGUCUUCAAGAAUCGGUUUAUGAAUUUAAGGAAGCGAUUCAUUGAUAUGAAUAACUUACUUGGUCAGAAAGGAUUUGCUUGGGAUGAACGUAAACAGAUGAUAAUUGCUAAUGCUGAUCUCUGGAACUCUUACGUCAAGGAAUAUCCAGAUUCCCGGGCAUAUUAUAAUAGAGCUCUUCCAAAUUAUAAUGAUCUGUUUUUGAUUUUCGGAGAUUCAAGAAGUGACGGAAUACCUGAUUCCGGUCACUCAAUAGUUGCUGAUGAUGACCAUCUAGCCGAUGAUGAGGGCCAAUCCUUGUUUGAUGAUGAUCCUCCACAAACAACUUGGACAAAAUCAAUGGAAGUGUAUUUUAUUGAACUCCUCUUAGAACAGGUGUUUAAAGGGAAUAAGAUUGGUCCGACAUUCAACGAACAAGCGUGGGCUUGGAUAGUUGCCUCGUUCAAUAAUAAAUUUGGUCUUCUAUGUGAUAAAGAAGAUGUUGAAAGCUGGUAUUCAAGCUUGAUGGAAGAGUACAACAACAUUACAGAUCUUCUGAUGCAGAAAGGCUUUGCUUGGGAUAGAAUUGAGCAAAGAGUGAUUGCUAAUGAUGAUGAUUGGAAAUUUUAUUUGGAGGAAAAUCCAGGUGCAAUCAAGUACAGGGAUAGAAUUGUAUGUAGUUACAUCGAUCUUUCUGUGAUUUUUGGCAAUGAAGCAGCGCCUAUCAGAAGUUCAAGAAAUUCGAGUGUGAAAAUGGUGACAGAUAACCAUACACAGGACAUGGGGCUGGACAGCAUUUUCGGAGAUAAAGAAUACCAAACUGGAGAAUUUGAAAUAUCAGAUCAUCGAAAGAAACGUAAGCCCACCACUUCAUCAACCUCGGUAGCUCCCACGAAAGUUCAAAGGCAGACGACGGAGUAUCCAGAAGUACUCUAUCACAAGCCGCGGAUGAUCAAAAUGGUGAAGAAAACUAAGGAGAAAAAAGAACACAUGUCGAUCGAAGUUAUCGUGAAUGCGCUCCAAACGAUACCAGACAUGGACGACGAGCUGUUCUUGGAAGCCUGUCAGCUACUCGAGGAUGAAAAGAAGGCCACGGUGUUUGUGGGUAUGGAUGUAAAUGGAAGGAGGAAAUGGCUUUACAGAAAGCUCCACAGACAGCAUCUGCCUGUUUAUAUAGACUGAAAAUAUAUUAUCAAUGUACAGUUUUAAAAACAUAUUUAAAUAGGCCAAUUGUCAAUGCAAAUGCAGUUUAUCUCAUAACCAAUACUCUAUGAUUUACGUCAAUUAACCCUACAAAAAUGGGGUCAUUGACUUAUUUUGAAAGCUUUGUGUUGUACAAUUUGGAGUUAAUGGAAUUAAAUUUAGAGAGUA
This is a messenger RNA of Mercurialis annua (annual mercury), 3559 nucleotides long. RefSeq lists its product as uncharacterized. NCBI's taxonomy places the organism in Eukaryota, Viridiplantae, Streptophyta, Magnoliopsida, Malpighiales, Euphorbiaceae. Bases 113 to 3370 code for a protein of 1085 amino acids. The record is from RefSeq and is a predicted model, not a curated record. The transcript has 13 exons.